Molecule: messenger RNA, 696 nt
Organism: Eucalyptus grandis
Lineage: Eukaryota; Viridiplantae; Streptophyta; Magnoliopsida; Myrtales; Myrtaceae
Exons: 4
Coding region: 1-696 (231 amino acids)
Source: RefSeq, a predicted model, not a curated record
AUGGAGGUAUCAAUCCAGUCAAUUGCAGUAGCAACGAUUCUGGCCGUCCUAACCACAUGGGCAUGGAGGGUGGUGAAUUCGGUGUGGUUGAGGCCGAAGAGGCUGGAGAGGCUCCUGAGACAGCAAGGCCUUUCCGGCAAACCCUACACCUUCCUCUUCGGUGACCUCAAGGAGAACUCGCGGUUGCUCAAGGAAGCCUACUCCAAGCCUAUCACCAUCUUCGACGACAUCAAGCCCCGUCUCUUGCCCUUCUUGCAUCAAUCCUCCCAAACUAUGUUUUUAAUAAUUUUUAUAAUUUUCUUUUUCCGUGGCAAUACCCAUGCCAGCCUUAGGCAGGGGUGUCAAAUGAAGACCGAAACAGGGGCGUCCCGAGCGGCGACUACCAGCACCAGUACGGCACCUUCCAAGGCGUCGCCAACUACCCGCCGCCGAACCCGCCGCACUAGCAGCCGGCGAUCGGCUACCCCCAGCAGGCGCCUCCGCCGGGCGCCACCGAUCCCUCGGCCCCCUCCUCCUCCACCUCCCCACUAUUACCAUCAUGGGUAUCACACCGUCCCAGGUUAUGCUGUUGCUGAAGGAAGACCAGUAAGAGAAUCACGGCUGCCUUGCUGUGGUAUUGGAGUUGGAUGGUUUCUGUUUAUCCUUGGCUUCUUCCUUGGUGCUAUCCCUUGGUACAUUGGACUACUUCAACAAUAA